AUUGAAUGUGAGAGCUACCUGUUUACGUGACAGUAAUUGUUCUAGACUAAUACCAUGGGUUGACAUGUAGACAUAGGUAACAUAGUGUAUAGUCUAGGUUUAUUGUCUAGAUGCAGCCAUGAUACUUUGCUGUUACUAUUAAUAAUUAAUCAUGCAUCACUAUUUUAAUAGGAAGCAGACACGGAGGAUGGAGAGCAGUGUGAAGUGGAACACGAAGCAGCGAUGCCUUUGGUUAACUUUCGUAAGCCGUCCUACCUACAGAAGAGGUUAGUUACGGAGAACUCCAAACACAUCGCCAUGAUGGGAAGAUCGAUUCUGAUGUCGUCCAUCUUCCUCCUAAACACGCUAGUUCUCGUAACGCUCGUUCGAGGACGCCACGCGGAAUUCAGCGACAUAAAGUACUGGUUUCUCAGGUCGCACGUGCUCUCCGACAUCUUCGUCUCGCUCAUCUACUCAGCCUUCGUGAUUGUCAGGUACGGCCAGAUGAACAUCGACACGAGUUAUUCGUGCCUGCUCAUGUACUCGUUGCUCAUUUCCUCCAACCAGGUGUCAGCCAUGAGCCUGCUGUUUGUCAGUGUCGACCAGUACAUCGCUAUCGUGCAUCCGCUCCGUUACAACAGCCUCGUGAGCGAGCUCUCGGCUAAGGUCGCUGUCUCAUUCUCCUGGCUGUUUUCCGCGAUCGUCGGCUUCUUGCCGUUGAUCAUCCAGUGGGAUCAGCGAGUCGAUCACUUUACCGAAUGCUCGGUGACUGUGUUUCCUCUCGCAUAUGUAAUGUUUUGGGGCAUCGUGCAGCUGUACGUGCCGUGCGUGCUGAUGGUCACCAUGUAUGCGCAGGUGCUGGUCGUUGCCCACCGCCACAUUCGUCAGAACCAGAUGGAAGUGCAGCCACAGAAUGUCGACGUUCAUCCUGGAUCGAUGCCGUUGUCGAUUCUAAAGGCAGAGGUGAAGGUCGCCGUCACCGUUGUGAUCAUGCUCGUGGUACUAAUGGUCUGCUGGUUGCCGUUCAAUAUUGUCCUCACGCUAAAUGUCCACGGCGGCAGGCUGUUGCACUCGAUGGACUUUGUCGGUUCGCUAGCUGUCACCAAUAGUCUCUUCAACCCCAUACUGUAUCUGAUUCGUUUUGCCAAGCUGCGCAAAUCUUGCAUUGGCAUGAUUAGAUUCAAGUGUUGCAACAAAGUCCAAUUAGCAGUUGUUCCGAUUAAUCUGGAUGUAAUGUAGAUAGUAGUGUAAACUAGAGUAGGCAGGCUCCACGUGCAAAGUCUUGGAGAAGGUAGAGUAAUGUGUCAUGUAAUAAAGGCUGUGUAGUGUAAAGAAAAUACCAUAUUGUAUCGUAUAUAAUUCAUAAUUGUUUAUAAAAUGGAUUGGAUAUUUUAUGCAUCAUGAUUGGUCAAAACGCGUCACGUGACACGCCGUUGUUAUUGUUAUAAUGCACGCCAAACCGUGCAAAAAAGCGCGCAAAAAAGUUAUAUUGCACGCUCGCGAUUAUUUACAUUAAUUAAGCAUCAAACUGAAAUUUUCGAGAUGUAGAUUUACUAUUGAUUUU
Molecule: messenger RNA, 1543 nt
Organism: Priapulus caudatus
Lineage: Eukaryota; Metazoa; Priapulida; Priapulimorpha; Priapulimorphida; Priapulidae
Product: beta-2 adrenergic receptor-like
Exons: 2
Coding region: 223-1218 (331 amino acids)
Biological process (GO): G protein-coupled receptor signaling pathway
Cellular component (GO): membrane
Molecular function (GO): G protein-coupled receptor activity
Source: RefSeq, a predicted model, not a curated record